Coffea eugenioides is the source of this 1338-nucleotide messenger RNA. RefSeq names its product inactive protein RESTRICTED TEV MOVEMENT 2-like. Lineage: Eukaryota; Viridiplantae; Streptophyta; Magnoliopsida; Gentianales; Rubiaceae. The coding region runs from base 8 to 1225 and encodes 405 amino acids. The record is from RefSeq and is a predicted model, not a curated record. The transcript is spliced from 2 exons.
UGUAGAUAUGGCGAUGAGACCUGCAAGAGGUGGGGUGGGACCUUCUAUUCGUCCUCGUCUGAGGCCUGUUGUCCAAAAUUUUUACGAAGAUUUUAAACCCAUGUCGGAAUGGCGGCAAGAUGAAGAGUCAGAUAUUUUGUUGCUUUUUCUUCCAGGUUUUAUGAAUCAGCACCUUAAGGUUUCAACUGAAGACAGAAAUAUUGUCAGAGUCCUUGGGGAACGAUUAGUUGCCGGGAACAAAUGGAGCCGAUUCCAAGAAGAUUAUCAAGUUCCAGAUCGUUGUAAUAUCAGGGCUAUUCGUGCAAAGUUUGACGGAGGAAUUUUAACGAUGACAAUGCCCUGGAGGAAAGACGCAGCAGCCAAAGCAACUCCUCCAAAAGCUACAUCUGGCCUGGACAGCACUACUGAUCAAAUGCAACAGAUCAGUCCUCCAAAAGCACCAAUCGAGCCAAGUUCAAAAAAAAGUGCUGAUGAAAUCCCUCCAAAAGUAAUCGAUCCACCAUCCAGGCCUCAGAAGGCUGCAGCUGAAAUUCAUCCAAAAGUACUCGAUCCACCAUCCAGGCCUCAGACGGCUGCUGCUGAAAUUCGUCCAAAAGGACUCGAUCAACCAUCCAAGCCUCAGAAGGCUGCUGCUGAAAUUCAUCCAAAAGGACUCGAUUCACCAUCCAGGCCUCAGAAGGCUAUUGAUGAAAUUCAACCAAAAGUACUCGCUCCACCAUCAGUUACAGCUGACAAAGGAAGCAAAGAUAUUGAUGAGAAACUGUUGAGCCAACCACAAACUCAAAAGGGUCGUCAAGAUGAACAAGCUAGAAGCCCAGGGGCAAUAAAGACCGUGACAACAUCAAUGACAAUUUCUAGUGAUGAUGAUGAAAAGAAGGAGACGAUCACCCCUAAAACCAACGCCAAGCCAAUGAAACCUGAAUAUAUUGAGAAUUUGAAAGAAGUGAGUGAUGGUAAAAGAAGUUCUGAGAAGAGUAAGGAACCUUUAGAUACACUAGCCGGAAAUCUCACAAGGAAAAUUAUUGAGGAGAAAGAGAAGCAAAGCCAGACUGCAGUUGCUUCGAGCAGCAAGGAUUAUGGACUGGGAAAUUUCAAGAAAGCAGUUACAAGCCUUGCUGAGCCAAACGAGGAGAGACAAUUGUUGGUAAACAUUGUUGUUGCAGUGCUGGUUAUAGUGGCAGUAGGGGCACACAUUGCCUCUAGAAUUGGAUCAGAAGAAGCUUAACAGUUUCCAGGUGUCUUAAGUUUGUCUUCAGUGUAUAUGAAAUAGUACAAUGUACAGAACUGCAAAUAUAAUUGGACAGAUGGUCCAAGUGGCAAAUUUACGUAAUCAAUUGG